This is a messenger RNA of Bemisia tabaci, 6240 nucleotides long. NCBI's taxonomy places the organism in Eukaryota, Metazoa, Arthropoda, Insecta, Hemiptera, Aleyrodidae. The record is from RefSeq and is a predicted model, not a curated record.
AUGUCUCAAUUGUUUCAUAUUUUCCAGCCUGCAAGCUGCAAUAAAGGGCACUCAGUUCGGAAAUCCAAUUUGAAUCAUCGCUCUGGUAGUCUAACCGCCCUGAAUAAUCCUUUUUUCCCUCCACUUUUGCAGGGUCAGUCAAUGGCUCAUCUUAAUUGUCCAAGUUGCUACCAACAUGGAAAUUGGGAUUGGAGCGGCAAUAUAGACCAUUUUGACUCACCAUCUCUGGCUCCGUGGGCACGUACCUCAACUGGAACAUGGCAUGGCUCUCAGAUGCUUCCCUCAGCAUGCCGCCAACAAAACUCUCUAUUUGAUGACUCAUUUUGCCGCCACCCAGGCAUGCCUUUUCCUCCCACUCCGUUCAGAAGCUCAAAUCGGAGUAAAAAGGACUUGAGUCAGGAUAGUUAUGAGGAUGAAUCAUCAAAAGCUAAUGAUCAUAAAUUUUUAUCCAGCACAUCCCCAACACUCUCUAAACAAAACUGUGCAUCAAGUGACUCAGAAGGAGAAACAGCAUCAAGGUGUGGCUCUCGGCAUAGGAAAAAAUCACAUGGUGCACAAAGCCGAGAAACUUCUCCUGCUCUCUCAAAGCACUCUACGCGACGGUAUAGAAACGAAUUUCUACAUCGCAGUAGGAGGUUCAAAAAGACAGCUUCGAGAAAUGUGUCUCCCGUACGAUCAAGGAAAAAUAAUCAGCGGGACCUCAGUGACUCGGAUGAUAAUAAUUCGCUCAAAUUGCCCCAAACCAAACUGAUUUUAUCAAAAAUUAAAUCCAAGGAAUCAAAAAUUGAUUCUAGGUCAUCAGUUGAAUCAGUGAAAGACUCAAGUUCUUGUGAAGAUAAUUUAGAGGAGCAAGAAAAGGAGAACAUCCCAUUCGUCCCAGCUGUUGAUUGGGAAUGUCAACAUUGCACAUUUAUAAAUAAACCCGGAUCUAGAAUUUGCUCUGUGUGCUGCAAAACAACAUCCAGCCUCCAAAUGAAGAAUGCAGCCAAAGUAGAAGCCUCUGAAAAAGAAAGCACGAUAACACAGUCAUUACAAAAGUUAAAUAUUUCCAGCUCUUUCGUGGUUAAUCCUACCAGCAGUACAGAUGUAAUACAUGAUUCUUGUCCAGAAUCAAUCGUAGUCAAGGAUAAUGUUCAGCAGUGUGGCAAAGCACUAAAACCUGGGAAUUGUGUUGAUGUAAACAUAGGAAGAAGCGUCGCAUCAACAGGUACUUCACCUCCACCACAAAGCAUAUCAACUCAGACUUAUGAUGUUGGAGGAGGAAAGCUAAGAAGAGCUGUGUCCUUAGCUGAUCAUGAUUUAUGGAAAACGCCAACCAGAUCUGUUAGUAGACAGUCUCUUCUCAGUGACAGCGUGAGCCUACCAAUAACUCCAGUAAGAACUCCAGAGGAUGACGAUUCUCUACUAAACUUUGAAACCCAACAACAAGCAAUAAAACGUCAACAUCCCGUGGGUCGAAGAUCAUUUGAUGCCUCUCAUCAGAAUAUAAUUCGGCCUUUUGUCAGGCGAGCAGGAUCGCAACCUCCGGAAUAUUUAAGCACCAUGGUUAAAAAGCAAGUUACGCAAGGCUUGGAGAUGGCUGAACUCUUGAGAGAGGCUCAGCAGCAUCAUUUCAGCACUGAGGAUCUAGGCGUUGCGUUGACGCACUGUGGGGACACUGAUCCUGUGGAAUGGCUUAUAGACAAUUGGCAGAACAUGAUUGACACCGUUGUGACACUCGCAACAAAUUAUGGCCAUGAACGGAAGGAAAAUACAAUAGGCACUAUUUCUACUAAUGAAGCAAUGGAAGCACUGAGGAUGCAUAAUGGCAAUGUCUGGGCAGCAGUCACUGAAUGCAUAGAACAACGGCAGAAGAAAUAUUCUGAAUUAGUUUCUCGAGGAGAAUUUUCUCGUGAAGACAUCGUUACAGUGUUAACAGCAAAUCAUGGUGAUUUGAAUGCUGCCUCAAGAGAAUUGAAUAAGAGUCAGUUGAAGCCGUUUUUGAUGAGAAUAUGGGGACCUUCCCAGGGCGUGGAUAAUGAUAGUGGCGAUAUUUCAAAAUUGUCCAUCAGCGAUAGUUUUGAAAAUGCGGAAUCAUCUUCGGAAAUUGAUCGACUGAAUAAUUCAAAAAAGGUGAGUGGCCUUCUCAGUCAGGAUUACAAUCUCAGUAAAUAUGCAGAAUUGGAAAGAGGAAGCAAGCUGAACUUUAAUGAUCCAUCAACAGAGCAGUCGAAACUUUCAGAGUGCAUGGAGGGAUUGAAAAAUAUUCACUUCUUUUCUCAUAAUGAUGAUGUUCUCAGUGCAUCUUUGAAACUGGGUCCACAAAAAUGUAUGCAACAAAAGUGUUGCAAAAAUCUUAUUGAGAAAGGUGUAGAAGAGGAGAGCUCAACAUUAAACUUACUGGAAAAUCUAGCUUUUUCUGACACUGGGAUACGCAAACUACCUCUUUCAUCGCUAAAAGGUGCUACUGAUUUCAUUAUUUCCAGUGCACCUGAAAGUCAAGGCAUAGAGAAGAAAAAUAUGCCAACCGAAAAUCGGCAAAGCUAUGCCAAAGAAGGGUUCUCUCACGCUUUAAAGUCAAAUUUCCAACCUUACCGAACUGUGUCAGUUUGUGAUUUGAGUGAUACUAAUAUUAAAGUGCUAAAUGCUGAUGUCAACAACGUCAGCAAGAAUCAAAUUAAUUUAUCCACAAUUUACUAUGAUGAUGCAAAGGAGUCUCAUUUUAGGAAUGGUGCCUCUACUAAUUUGAAAAGUUCAAAUAUUGAUCGUGAAAAAGUUAUCCCUCAAUUGUACAUGGAAGUUUCUCAUGAAACAGUCAAUUUUGGAGUAGAUAAUGACGUAAAAGAUAAAGAAGUAAAAAUCCUCACCAAAUCAAAGUCCCAUGAAGUCGAUUGUGUUUCAUUACACAAGCAAGAGAAAGGAAAGGCAGAUGAAUUUUCCGACUCUGAAAUAUUUUACGAAAGUUCUUCAAUGAUAAUCGAUGAAAGUGAAUCGGUCGGCAAUAUAUCAGAACAAACUGAGUCCUUAAAUGAACAAUUGGUGCCAACCUCUGAUACUUACAGCGUAGAAUUUCAAAAAGAUUUGAUAUUUAUUGCCUCUGAAACUUCUACAGAAAUUAAGAAUACUGAAGGUACAGUUCUGGCUGUUGACAGAAAGGAUAUAAACAGCCAUAACGGAACUAAAUUUGGAGUGAAUCAGAUUAGAUCUAAAGCACAUUCUGACUCUGAACCAUCAAGCUCUGUCAAUAAUUACAGAAAGAAUUCAGUUUCUGACGAUUCUGGUAAAGAUUAUCAACCAAUUAAGGAAAGUAGUCCAAUAAAAAUGACAAAACCUAAGGAGAAUAUGCGUACCAAAAAGCUUGCCUCUAAUAUCCCCAGACCAAAUUUUUUAAUUCGUAAAGUGGUAGGAAGGUCAGGUGCAACAUCAACCACCGAAUCAAACAGGCUAAAUGUGGAACCCGUUGCAAAAGGUAAUGUAACCAGAAGUAAAGUACCCAAUCUUACCAUUAAAUCUAAAAAAAAGUCAAAGCUCCGUUUUCCUAAAGUCGAAAGAAGAUCCUCACCUAAUCCUAUGUCUUCCAAACCUAUGAACGUUGCGGUAAAGGAGAUUUCAAUGCCCUCGUUAACAUUCACUGAACCAUCAAGCUUCGUUCCAUCGGGUGAUUUCGAAACUAAAACAUCUUUAAAUUUAGACAGAAAAAAAUCUUCCUCUCCAUUCAGUGAUGCACCUAUAAAAGAGAUUCAAAAUCCAAACUCUAAAAUAUGCAAGGUAAAACAUUAUGAAACCGAAAAUGUAGAAAUCGAUCCCACUAUCGAUUGCAGAGUUGAAUCUGAUUUCAGGGCACACAAAACAACUGUCUGUUCUAAGAUUGUGAGCGUUGAGCCUGCUGACGUGGAUUGUGAUGAUGCCAACCCUCAUGCUAUGGCUGCCUUAGAGAAAGAGGCCCCGAUUGCUGUCAGUGUCUUAGUCAAUUCUGAAGAAAAUGCUCUAAACAAGGAAGUAAACUCAUUUAAUUCGAUAAUAAAAAAUGAAGACUGCUCCUGCACCAAUAAUGAAGUAAGUGCUCUUAUGUGUAAAUCCGGUUCAACAGAAACGCAUGCAGGAAUCGAGUCAGUUAAUCUGGAUGAUGGUAUAGUUUUCCCACUUAAAUCACUGGUGGAAAAUCGAGCGGAGAUUAUUCAGCUAUUGGAAGGAAAACUUCCAAACAAUCAGGCUUUACACGGAUUUAUCCAGACGUUAUUUUUAUCCACAGCAGAGAAAGAUCAAAACAAAGUAAAGCUUGUCAAGAAAAUUUCUGAUGAAACGAGCGGAAAAGGCCUUGAGCUGAACAUUGCAGAUACACGCUUGUCAAAGCAUAAGAUUGAAUCUUUUCCAGCUGCAUCAAGUCAAGACUCGGAAGUGCGUGGAUGUGAUACAAACUCUACAAAAGACACUCAGCACUAUUUAUUUGGCUCUGAUGAAAUAGAUAUCUUCCGGAACGCACAUAGAUUACUGGCUGAAGGGGAAGUUUCAAAUUUUGAGCAAGCAAAAUUGGUUGUCCAUUUGCUUGAACUGAAUUUUGACAAAGAUCUUUGUCUAUCUGCAGCCAAAGAAUGCAGCAACAUAGACAUGGCUCUUGCAUUUUUACAACAAGAAUGCUUGUUAUGUGCAAGCAUUUAUCCGGCCAACCAAAUGAUUUCCAUGCUAUCCUGUGAACACCUCUGCUGCCGAGGCUGUGCUUUGCAGUACUUUACGCUUCAAAUCACCGAACAUAGCAUCAAUGACUGUGUAUGCCCUUUCUGUAAAGAACCUAAUUUGAGGACUCAAAGUUCAGACUACGCCAUGAAUUACUUCUCAAACUUGGAUAUUUGGCUUAAGUCUUUUCUGCAACCUCAAGUACAUGAACUAUUCCAGAGGAAGCUGCGUGAUCGCACUUUAAUGCAAGAUCCCAACUUCCGAUGGUGCUCUCAGUGUUCAUUUGGUUUUAUUGCAGACCUGCGUCAAAAACGUUUAACUUGUCCAGACUGCCGUUCUACCUCGUGUGCCCAAUGUCAUCGUCUAUGGACAAAAGAUCAUGAGGGUAAAACCUGCGAGGAACACAAUGAAUGGCUCGAAUCAAAUGAUCCUGGUUCCAUGUUAGCAAAGCAGCUUGUUGACCAGGGAGUCACCUGUCCUGCUUGUCAUUCCAAGUAUGCUCUUGUGAAAGGUGGUUGUAUGCAUUUAAUUUGUCCUGCGUGCAAGCAUGAAUUCUGUUCCGACUGCUCAAAUACAUUCCUAAUGGGUGCAAACUGCAAAGUAUCGCCAUUUUGUGAGAAAUUAGGGCUUCACGCACACCAUCCCAGAAAUUGUUUGUUUUUUUUAAGAGAUAAGGAGCCUAAUGUUUUGGAAAACCUACUCACUAUAAACAGUGUAGAAUUUGAUACAACUGAAAAGGAAAACAAGAGGUGUGAUGUGCAGCUUCAAAGAGAGACAUCAGAUGGACUAAUUGAAGGAAUUUGUAACUACCAAAUUUUUCGAGCAGGUCUUUGCCGGAAACACUAUGUAGAAUAUCUAAGUCUUUUGAUAAGAAGAAAUAAACUGGAAACAAUUGAUAUUCUGACGAUCGAUGAUUUUGAGACUUUAUUAAAACGAGCUGGAGUUAAACUGCCUCCAAAUCCAUAUGCGUAUCCCCCUGAAAACCAUUACAAUGAUCUGUACAAGAUGGUCAAAGAACAAAUACCACUGGAGUGAAGGAUUCCUAAUAAAGAAAACGGACACCCUAGAAAGCUUGACAUUUUUUUUUUCAAAAGAUGGUUUUGUGUAUUCCUGAGGCAGUAGAUGAGCAUUGCACGGACUAUAUUACGUACAAACUUUCGUUUGUUUAAGCACAUGAGGCGAGAGGUGGAGAGCAAGUGUAUCUGUAACUGGACCCGCUCAAACCUUCCUUGGAUAUCAGGACUUCGCGUCGGCUUGAGGCUAUGUGAUCUAAUCCAGCCGCCAGAAGAGGAAUGGUGGGGGUAUAGUUCGGUGGUUAUACGCGAGAGAGGGCGUGCGGCGCGCUACCUGUGCGUUACCCGCCGGAGGUUUAUACAAACAAAAUUUUCUAUAUACAUAUAGGCAGUGUAGAGGUUUUAAUGGGACUAACAUAAAUCGUCAUUCUGUAUUCGGUUGUUUUAUCAAGGUUUUAUUUUAAAUUACAACAGAGAAUAAAUGUUACAAAUUUUAUAUUUUAUCUUGGUUUGUGUGUCAGCAAGACUUCAAAAGUUACAAAUUUGAGUCAAGUCAAUGUCCCUAAUUAAAAAA